AUGCUGGGCAAGAUCUCGCACUGGCUGGCCACGCGCCACGAGGACAGGGGCGGCGCCAGCGACGCCUUCGUGCAGCAGCGCUACGACGCGCUGACGCGGCUGAAGAACGCGACGCUGGCGGUGCUGCGCAAGGAAAAUGCGGCGGAGUUGGGCGAUGCAGGCGGUCAACAGGCAGCGGCCAGUCAGCAGCCAGGGGCCGAGGGCGGCUUGGCGGCGGUGUCGCUGCCCAGAGAGCAGCGUCAGCAGCUGACCGAGCGCGACCCUUGUGUCGGCGAACUCUGUGUGGCGUUGGAGGAGUGUUUGGUGCUGGGGCUCAAGCCGCGGAGCACUGAGGAGCAGCCGUCCUGGUGGCACGUGCUGUAUGCCAGCACGCUCAUUGUGGACGAGCCGACGUUGGUGCAAAGCGUGCUGUCCGCUGCUUUCCUCUCGGAGGUUGGUGAUGACGCAGGGAAGGCGCGCUGCUGGUUGAAGAUUGCACUGAACAACCACACUAUUGAAUCGAGUAUAAUGAUGAUCUUUUCCAUGGCGUGUGAGCACUUGAUUCGCAACAAUUACGAGGAGUGGUCACUGGUUCGCUGUUCGGAAGGACUGGGUUUGUUUCUCGAGCUGAUUAUCGCUCUUCGGGAUGUGCACUUUGCUAUUGAAGUUAGUGGCGAUCCAUUUUAUUUGCCGGAACCGGCGGAAACGGUGGAGGUGGAGCCUGUUCCUACAGAGAGCAGUAGUGGCGAGAUGGUUGCCACCAUUACGGAUGCUGAUAUCGCCGCGGCGGUGGGUGUGUCGCCUUCCAGGGCUGGUUCAUUUCUACCGCCGCCGGAUGCCGAGCCCGCACUAGUCGAACUUGAAAAUGUUAUUGAAGUAAAAGAUCAGGAGAUUCAAGGGGCUGUCACUACUACGGAGGAAGAAGAGGACGAGGUCAUCCAACUCCCGUCGGCUCUGUUUCCGCAUCGCCUUCGGGGAAUCAAACCGUGGCAGUACGUUUUCGGCGUUAGCCUAGCCUCGCUCUCGAAGAACCCGUACCACAGCCGCUACGCUUUGAUUGACCCAUUGCUGGCCCUUCCUAAUAUUGUGGAUGACUGCGUGGCGAUACUGAGGGAGAACCCGGAUACCCCUCGACUAUUUCGUACGACAGUGCUGAGCAUCCGCUUAAACCAGCUUCGAGAAAUAGUGGAGACCGAUGGAUCAGUACCGAAAGAUCUGGAUCCCCAAUGCGCAGGAGCGCUGCUGCUAGAUUUCCUGAAAAACCUGCCAGACUCGCUGCUGACGGAUGAUAAAUAUGAUGCGUUUGUGGCAGCCGGACAACUACGGGAUGAAGAAGCUAGCAUUCGCAACAUCACGUGUCUGGUGAACGACUUGCCUGUGCAUUGCCAAAUUGUACUGAAGAGGUUGAUCAACCUCAUGCACUUAUUGCAGCAACCGGAACAUUCCGAAUUAAAUGGCGUGGACGUUUUUACAGCCUCCAGUGUUAUAGCUCCAGUGAUUGCAUUCAAGAAAGACUCAGGAAGUGGCUUGCUCUCCGAACGUCCGCGUGGCAGAACCCAUUCUCAGUAUCAAGAUGUACGCUAUGCAGCAGUGGGUGCCCAAGUCGUGGAGCGAAUGAUCCAGCAUUAUGCCAUUAUUUUCCACAGUGUGCGGGUACAGGUAGUAGACGCACUCGAGCGCUUGGAAGCGAAAAAGGAAGCACUGCGAAUGGUUUCUCAUCAGUUGAAGCUCCUGCCACAAAUGAAUUUCAUGUCCGAUAGACAGCAGGUGAAUGAGAUUACGCGGUUGUUUCGCGGGCAUUUGGAAGGCGGCGACAGCUCCGCUUUGCCUGUACCAAACGAUGCUGUGGUAGGCCAAGUCGCAGAGGGCUCGAAGCCACAAGUGACAUUGGAAGUGGAGAAUGAAGCGCAGUCAACCGCAGCCUUCAACUUGGAGUUAGAUUUGCGGCGGUCUUCAGCUGCAACACCACCUACUAGUGCUACAAGCAGCGGAGCGUCUUCACCGACGACGAGUGAAACGACAGAGCAAGACCUUGUGAGCAUCUGGGAGCAGUUUGGUUUCAAUCGACCAACCGUUCUGGGAAAUUUUGAAAAGGGAGGCGUGCUGAUGCUGCGCGCAAUUUUAUAUUGGCUGAAGAAUGACUCGAACGCGCUGGCAUCGCUGCAGAUGCGUGCACUUCCGUCUGAGCUGCCGUCAUACGACGCAGGGCUGGUGGCAUCAUCCAUUUGCGAAGGACUGGUGAAGCUUCUGAAACUAUUCUUAACGCCGAAGCACCCAGAAAUUGAUAUCGUGGCCCUGUCCUUGGAACCGUUCUGGGAGCUGUUCGACGAAGACAUGUACUUCAACAAGUUGUUCAUGUUCAUGUUCCAGGUGUUCGAUCAGCUCUGGAGCGAGCUUGACCCAAAGGCAGCAUCAUUUACCCGUGUUAUUACCGAGACGGAAGGGAUCAUGAACGAGUUGCUGAAAAAGGCUCCGGUCACUGUCAGCGACCUGCGAGCAGAAUGGGCAGAGUUGAGAGCACGCCGCCUGGAAGAAGCCGAAGACGAAGACGAGCAAGAGGAAGAAGAGCUGGUCGAAGAUGAAGUCCUCCAGGCUGCAGCAUUGUCAGACCCAUCGCUACUGUCGCCUCCUCUGAGAUACUCGAAGAAGAAACCCUCCUUCGAUGUCAAGCCAGACGACUACAAGUCAAAGCUGAUGGACACGUCAAGCAUUUUGACUCUGGAGCACAUCGCCUAUAUCGACCACGCGUUACCUAUCACGAGUCAAUUGUGUCGAUGGUUUCGAAUUUACAGCAUUGAGGCAGAUGGAUCGUCGCUGGAGACGCUGCUUAUACUGGCACAGAAGCAGAGCCCGACAUUGUUGGUGGUGAAGGACGCGGAGGGAAAUGUGUUUGGCGGAUAUGCUUCGGACGAGUGGCACCGCGCGUUUCACUACUAUGGUACAGGUGAAUCGUUUCUGUUUUCCUUCGCAAACUCGAGCACUGCGGGUGGCUUCGUGAAGUACCAGUGGAGCCGCAAGAAUAGCUACUUCAUGCUCUGCUCGGACGAGUCGCUGAUCAUGGGUGGUGGUGGCAACUUCGGUUUGUUCCUGGAUAGUGAUUUGUCGAGAGGGACGAGUGGAGCAUGCGAGACUUACAAUUCACCUCCACUGACAACCUCGCAAGAGUUUUCCUGCGUCCACGUCGAGUUGUGGGGCUUCACGACGGGGGACAAGCCCGACAUCGAACGGCACAGGAAAAGUGUAUUGGACUAG
This is a messenger RNA of Phytophthora sojae, 3231 nucleotides long. RefSeq lists its product as hypothetical. Gene Ontology annotation, biological process: signal transduction. The record is from RefSeq and is a predicted model, not a curated record. NCBI's taxonomy places the organism in Eukaryota, Oomycota, Peronosporomycetes, Peronosporales, Peronosporaceae. The transcript has 7 exons. Bases 1 to 3231 code for a protein of 1076 amino acids.